CGCUUCCCGCCAUAUUUAUACCCCCCCGCGCGCAAAACGGCCAUACCCGUACGAGCUUCGAAGUCCUCUUCUCGUUUCGCUUGGAGUCGCCAUGGGUUCCCCGUCCAGAGCCGCCCUGGUGCUCGCGCUGCCUCUCCUUUGCCUCCUGUCAGGGGCGACGAUGCGUGCGGAGGCGGCCAGGAUGUUCACGAUCAUCAACAAGUGCGAGACGACGGUGUGGCCGGCGGUGACGCCGGGGGGCAGCUUCGGCGGGGGCGGGUUCGAGCUCAAGACGGGGCAGUCGGCCGUCUUCACGGCGCCGCCGGCGUGGUCGGGCCGCAUCUGGGGCCGCACGGACUGCGCCUUCGACCAGGCCGGCACCGGCAAGUGCGGCACGGGCGCCUGCGGCGCGGCCCUCAAGUGCGGCGCGUCGGGCGACCCGCCGGCGAGCCUGGCCGAGUUCACGCUCGCCACCACGGACUUCUACGACGUGAGCCUCGUGGACGGCUUCAACCUGCCCAUCACGGUGACCCCCGUGAGCGGGCGCGGCAACUGCUCCGUGGCCGGCUGCGACGGCGACCUCCGGGACACCUGCCCCGCCGAGCUCUCCGUGAAGGGCUCCAACGGGAAGACGGCGGCGUGCCGGAGCGCCUGCGACGUGUUCAACACCGACCAGUACUGCUGCCGCGGCAAGUUCGGGGGGCCGUCCACCUGCCCGCCCACGCCAUACUCCAAGAAGUUCAAGGAGGCCUGCCCGUCGGCGUACAGCUACGCCUACGACGAUCCCAGCAGCCUCUUCCAGUGCUCCGGCGCCGACUACGUCAUCACCUUCUGCGCAAACAGGAAGCAAUCGGUGUGCACGCACCACAACAACAAGCUCGAGUGCGAUGCCUCAAGCCGACACCUGCCGAUCAUGUCCGCCAUGAUGCUGCUGGUGCUGCUCGUCAGCUUUGUGGCACUGUAGUUUCCCAUGUGAUUCAGGAGAACAGAAUUUAAGGUGGAGGAUCUCGGUAUUUCUUUGGAGUUUGGAGAGGGGACGUUAGCGAUCUUCUUUUUUUUACCUGUGUUUUCGAUCGUCUGUCCGGGUGUGAAUGGAGGCGUGGCCACCGCAUGCAGUGAACAUGGUUCGUGUGAACUUUGGACCGCCUCUUGCCAAAUGUAAAUAGUGCGCAAAUGUAAGUGUGCCUUGCUCACUCAAAAUGUUCUUCCAUGGAAAUAAACAGUUUGAU
This is a messenger RNA of Triticum dicoccoides, 1208 nucleotides long. Its product is annotated as pathogenesis-related thaumatin-like protein 3.5. The coding region runs from base 92 to 943 and encodes 283 amino acids. The record is from RefSeq and is a predicted model, not a curated record. NCBI's taxonomy places the organism in Eukaryota, Viridiplantae, Streptophyta, Magnoliopsida, Poales, Poaceae. The transcript is spliced from 3 exons.